Messenger RNA from Triplophysa dalaica, 2861 nucleotides. It is a transcript of the gene mtmr1b, whose product is annotated as myotubularin related protein 1b. The record is from RefSeq and is a predicted model, not a curated record. Gene Ontology annotation, biological process: dephosphorylation. Gene Ontology annotation, molecular function: phosphatidylinositol-3,5-bisphosphate 3-phosphatase activity. NCBI's taxonomy places the organism in Eukaryota, Metazoa, Chordata, Actinopteri, Cypriniformes, Nemacheilidae.
AAGCUCAGACUUAACUGGUAUGCAAGAGCAAGACUUCAUAGUUCAUAGUAGGAUCCAUAAGAUUGAGCGUCACACAGUCACACAGUUCGAAGGAAACUGUAACAAGCUGCGGACACAUAUGAUCGGAUAUGCGACGUGAUCGCGACAGAUCGCUCACGGUGGAGGAUGGACAAGCGAUCGAGUUCAACACAGUUAAGCGCUGAAACUCCAGACAGUCCCACAGGAGCUCAUGUUGAAUGGUGUAAACAGCUGAUUGCAGCCACAAUGUCAAGUCAAAUCUCAGGACCCAUCAGCUCAGAGAUGAACUCUAGAGAGUACAAGGACUGUGAUGUGGAAGUUAAAGGAUUUCUCUUGGACACUGACCCGCAGCAGACUGCCCCCUCUUCGGCACUGAGAGAAGGAAAUAAGCAGGCUCAGAUGGAGGAAGGUCCACGUGUACCUGGAGAAUCUAUCAAAGCUAUCGUCAAAGACGUGAUGUAUAUCUGUCCGUUCUCUGGUGUUGUGAGGGGCACUUUAACCAUCACUGACUACAAGCUCUACUUCAAGAGUUUGACUCGGGAUCCUCCCUUUGUGUUGGAUGUGAAUCUUGGGGCAGUAAGCAGAGUAGAGUCGAUCGCUGUUCAGAGUCAUGGAGAAAACAAUCAGGGACUUGAAAUAGUCUGCAAGGACAUAAGGAACGCCCGGUUUGCUUACAGAAAGGAAGGACAGAGUAAUAUGGAGGUGUUCGAAAUACUGUCACAGUAUGCUUUCCCUUUGUCCCACAACCUGCCUCUGUUUGCCUAUAAGUGUCGAGAGAAGUUUCCAGAAGAUGGCUGGAAGAUCUAUGACCCCAUCACUGAGUACAAGAGACAGGGUCUGCCGAAUGAGAGCUGGAUCAUCAGUAAAGUGAACAGUAGUUAUGAAGUGUGUGAGACGUACCCAGCCCUGCUGGUCAUGCCUUCAAACGUCACAGAAGAGGAGCUGAAGAGAGUGGCAGCAUUCAGAGCCAAACGCCGCUUACCUGUGCUGUCCUGGAUUCACCCUGAAAGCCAGGCCGCUAUAGUUCGCUGUGGUCAGCCUCAGGUGGGCCCAUCAGAUCGCCGCUGCCGAGAGGACGAGCGCUACCUGCAGACAAUACUCGACGCCAAUGCUCAGUCCCACAAACUCUGUAUCUUUGAUGCAAGACAGAGCACCGUGGCUGACACCAACAAAGCCAAAGAUGGAGGAUACGAGAAUGAGAGUUUCUACAUCAAUGUGGAGCUGAACUUUCUGGAGAUCCCCAACAUUCAUGUCAUGAGAGACUCGCUUAGAAAACUUAAGGAGGUGGUGUAUCCAACAAUCGACCAACAACACUGGUUCUCAUCGGUGGACUCCACACACUGGCUGGAAUACAUCAGGCUCCUUCUGGCAGGUGCGGUUCGUAUCGCAGACCGAAUCGAGUCAGGAAAGACGUCGGUGGUGGUCCACUGUAGUGACGGCUGGGACCGAACGGCUCAGUUGACGUCUCUGGCCAUGCUCAUGCUAGACAGCCACUACCGCUCGCUCAGGGGCUUCCAGGUGCUGCUGGAGAAGGAGUGGCUAAGCUUUGGACACCGCUUUGCCUCGCGUGUUGGACAUGGAGACGGGAAUCAUGUCAACUCUGAGCGUUCUCCUCUCUUCGUGCAGUUCAUAGACUGUGUUUGGCAAAUGACCCGACAGUUUCCCUCUGCAUUUGAAUUCAACGAGUUGUUUCUCAUCACCGUCCUCGAUCACCUGUACAGCUGCCUGUUUGGGACGUUCCUCUAUAACAGCGAGCAAGAGCGAGUCUCAAAGGAAGUUUACAGCAGGACCGUGUCACUGUGGUCGUACGUCAACAGUCAGGUUGAGGACUUUACAAAUCCUCUGUAUGUGAACUAUGAGCACCACGUUUUGUACCCAGUAGCCAGUCUGAGAAAUCUAGAGCUUUGGGUCAGUUAUUACGUACGCUGGAACCCUCACAUGAGGCCACAGGUUCCUGUUCAUCAGAGUCUAAAAGAGUUGUUGGUUUUGAGAUCAGAGCUGCAGAAGAGGGUGGAAGAGCUGAAACGAGACGCAGCUUCUCAUUCUCUUUCCUCUUCCUCAGAGCAUGAGGGGAUACCAAUGCAGACUACUGUCUGAGUAUAGAUUUCAGUGGUCUUGUUGUCUGUCGUUACAGUGAAAUAAAGAGUGUUUAUAUCUGUUCGAUAAAAUCACAGUCUAAUCUUGUAAUCUAUGCCACUGCUCAUCCACAUAGCACACAUGACCAUAAUUUUGGUCAAUGCUGCCCCCUAAAGGCCGCGGAACCACUGACCAAAUCAUAUAACACUACAGUUCAUUGGUUCACAUGGUCAUUGGAUUUUAUCAGCUAUCAUUGUCAACCAUUUCAACAUCAAAGCCUGUGUCUCCUUCGAAGCAUAAAAUCAUUUUUCUCCAGUUUUGAUAAUAAAAUGCGGUCUAUUAAGGAUGUACAGAUGUUACACUUGUUUUAGUAGAAAUGUUUUUUAACUCUUGUAUUGCCAACACCAACUAAUGCUUAAUACUAAGUAAACAAUUUUUUAUUUCAAGAUGCACUUUCAUGUGUACAUAUACGUUUUUUAUUCCAAAGGUUUUCUAAGUAGUAAAAUUAUAUUAUUUACUUUUAAAUAUACAAUACUUAUUUUUUUAUACAACAAAUGUCUCAUUUUUACACACCCAAAUGCUUUGACUGACAAUUUGAUUUGUUUUGUGACUCCAGAGUAACAAAUAUGUUACUAAAAAUGUAUGUGUGCUGUUCUGUACAAUUUUUAUAUCUGCAAAUCUGCUUUUAAUUACAAAUUUAUUUUUAUUUUCCAAAAGACGUAACAUUGGAACUUUGUAUUUAUAAUAAAAUGUUAUAAAUAUCCUUA